AUGGAUAAUCUGGAAUCUAUAGUUGUUGUGGAUAGAAGACAAUAUGAUAUUAGUAGACCUCUAACAAAUCUUGAUUUAUACUCAAAUAAUUCAAUCCGCUUGAUAGGAAUGAAUUCGGGUGGAAUUGUUGAUGAAAAUAAUGAUGAAGGACAAGAAGUAAUCAGUGACCUUACUAAUUUGUUGAUAUCUGAAAAUCAGAUUUACAAAGAUAAGGGCACACUUAUGGAGGUGAUGCGACAUUAUGGAGUUGUCAAAAAAUUCUUUUAUUACCUGAAGUGUCCUUCUGAAAAUCGUUCCUGGUUAAUGAAUUCAUCAUGUAUAAAUCAACCGGGGCUAUUCAAAAUCAGAAAAUACUGUGGGGGUCACACUUGUUCUGUUAGAGAUAGAAUUUAUGCAAGGUGUCAGGUAAUUACUGACGUUGUAUAUGUUAUGAUAUUAGAUAAAUUUGUUGAUCCAACAACUGUAUACACUCCAAAAGAUAUAGCCGAAGACAUGUUGAAAUUACAUGAUGUUUCACUGACAUACAAGCAGGCCUGGCGAGCUAAAGAAAAGGGAAUAAAAUUAUUGCGUGGAGAUCCGGUUGAGUCAUAUGCUAAACUACCAGGUUAUCUAUACAUAUUGGAGCAGACCUAUCCUAGUUCUGUUUUGAGCUUGAAAAGAAAAGAAGGUGAGAGCUUCUUAUAUGUAUUUGUCGCAUUAGAAGUAUGUAUUAGAGGUUGGGAGUAUUGUAGGCUAGUUGUAGUGGUUGAUGGGGUAGCCUUAAGAGGCACAUAUGGUGGUACAAUGUUGACUGCAAGCACUAUGAAUCCAGGAGGUCACAUACUUCCACUUGCUUAUGCCAUAGUGGAUUCUGAGAAUGAUGCAUCGUGGAUGUAA
Molecule: messenger RNA, 876 nt
Organism: Solanum verrucosum
Lineage: Eukaryota; Viridiplantae; Streptophyta; Magnoliopsida; Solanales; Solanaceae
Exons: 4
Coding region: 1-876 (291 amino acids)
Source: RefSeq, a predicted model, not a curated record